AUGUCAAAACAACUAUCCACCGUCUUUACCACGACUUUGACCCUCAUUGAACAAUUCCAAGCCGCCAUCACCACACCCCCACCAGCGGCUGUAACCGAAGCCGCAGGAAAUGACACCGAAGCGCUGCCCCUCCUUACGGUCUCGUCGACCGCGCUCAAAGCUCACGUCACAAAACUCUCCCUUCUCGCCAUCACCUCGCCUUUCACCCACUCCGCCGUUGGUACUGUCCUCCGCGAGCUGAAUGAGUCUGUUCUGCCGUCGCUCGUCACCGCGGUGCUCCUUGUCACUCCGGCGCAAUACACGAAGGCGUUCCAUUCCGAAGCCUUGGCCUUGGUACAGACCGUUUUGACAGAACUCGUCUCUCUUGUGAAGGAAGUCAAGCGCGUCGACAACAAGAAAGAGCAAGAAAAAAAGGAUACUAAGAAGGAGGGCGAUUUGACUAAGUCUGAGAAGGAUGCUGUGACACUUGCUACUGGACGUGUCUGGGAUGCUUGUGAUGUCGUGACUGAUGUCGCAAACAAGGGUGUUGUCGGGUUUGUGAUGCGCCGCGUUGAGCAAUGGCGGGAUCUGGUUCGCGACGCGGUUGAGGAGAUCGAGGAUUGGGAUCCUGAAGAUGAUGAUGAUGAUGAUUUCAUGGAUGAACUUAUUGGGGAGGAUGAGAAGGAUGAGAAGGAUGAGGACUCGGAGGAUGAUGAGGAGGAAACUGCCGCCCUCCACGAACACAAGAAAUCCACCCUUCGAUUCCUCAAGCCUGUUGCUCAGGUCUACCCUGCGAUCCUCAACAACCGGCUAAAAAACGCCGGAACUGCGCCUUUGGAUUCAUCCGCCAAUGUCAAGACAUUAGAGGCCCUGAUGCAGAACCUACAAGCUAUCUCAGAACAUGUUGAUGAGGCGGCUGGUGGGCUGUACGAGGCCAAAUUCGAACGGUCUGCUGAGUACCUGCAGAAGACGAAAAAGUGUGCCGAGGAAGCGGUCAACUUGGUUAUUUCGCCCUGGGGCGCUGCGGACGAUGCACCGGCAGACAAGUUCAUUACUUGGUCAAAGACAUGGCUCAAGGUCAUUGAUGAAGUUAGCAAGACAGCUGGCGAGAAUUGA
Messenger RNA from Penicillium soppii, 1095 nucleotides. RefSeq lists its product as uncharacterized. The coding region runs from base 1 to 1095 and encodes 364 amino acids. Gene Ontology annotation, biological process: regulation of cell cycle. The transcript has a single exon. Gene Ontology annotation, cellular component: nucleus. The record is from RefSeq and is a predicted model, not a curated record. Lineage: Eukaryota; Fungi; Ascomycota; Eurotiomycetes; Eurotiales; Aspergillaceae.